UCAUAUGCAGCAGGCAUCUGUAAUGGUCAAAAGAUCAGGGCCAAAAUGUCUUCCCAGCUGACGGAAGACUUUGAAGAGAGUCAGCAGAGAUUUAAGGAGCUGAUCCAAAAAGUAAAAGACUGGCGUCUCAGGGAACAGCUGAGGGCCAACUUGGAUCAAUACACAAGUGUCUUGUUGAAUGGAGUGGAUGGCCUCAAAAAGAACGUCCUGAAGGUCACCAAUGAGUGCGCACUGGAGAGGGCAGAGAGGGAGUCGCUCAGGGAGGAGAGGGAUGAGCUGCAGAAGGAAGUCGUGCAAAUUAAACUGCAGCUUCAUCUGGAAAAGGCUUUUCACGUAGAGAGGCAGCUGAUGGAGCCAGCGCAGGACAAAGAAAACAAAGACUUGUCUGCAAAUGUGUUUCAACCCAGCACCUUAACCAUGGGAAAUAAACACUCUGAUGAACUGUGGCAGCGUCACAUGCGCGAGAGGGCAGAGUUCCUUGCCAAAGCUGAGCGGGACCGAGUGCUGACACCAGUGGAGAAAAAAGAGAAGGCCUAUUUUAAAGAGCUGGAUGAGGUACAGCUAUGUUACCACGCCACGAAGCAAACUUUUAAGCAUAAUUUAGAAAAACUUAAGGAAGAAAUUGCCCAGAAGGAAAACAGGAACAGAGAACUGGACCUUCAACGUGGUGAUCACGAGAUGAAGCAGAAGCUGAAGGCAGCCAAAUCUCGUGUGCUGUUCCUCUCUCUAAAAGUGCAAGAGCUUGAACAACUGCUAACUCGCUACGAGAGCGCGGUGCACACAAAAUUGUCCGGCAGGUGGAGCUCAGAGUUAGAAAGUAUCCCCAGUGCCCCCAGUGAUUCUCUCCAACUCAAAACAUACAGAGAGAAAAACAUGUCCAAGAAACGGAAAUUUCUCCGGAACAUACAGCCGUGGAACUGGGGUAAAAAAUAGAUUAUAAUCUGUUCCUGGUCAUCCUACACAGCUAUGAAGUUGGUCAGCGCCGUUUGCUCAGCAGUGGACGCUUCACUUGGCUGAUUCAACCUGCGAACCAGUUUAAUUAUUCACCUGGUCAAUUUAUUUUGUUUAUGGUGAUCUUUAAAGUAAAUGACAACCAGCACGUUGGCCUCACUCUGUCAUGUGGUUAGAGCAUGUGGUUUCUACUCUCCCCUUUUGGAAGUAGAUUCUUUAACCAUUAAUUUGUUCUUUCUUUCUGAAUGGAAUCUUUUUAACCGUAUGCGACAAACAUAACACAAACUAAACACGCAACACGCAGUGACUGUACAAAAACUGUCUGCUUGCCAAACAUACAACCUUUUUUAAAUAUAUUUCUCAUGUGUGAGCAACAGUCAGGAGAUUGAAAGUGUGUGUGUGUUUACCCUCCUAGCCACGAACAUGAGUGGCACCUGCUGUCAAGUCGGAUUUUGUUGUCUGAGGUACCAGGUCUUUGACUGCUAUUAAAACAAAGAAAGAAAGAGAUACCAGACAUCACUCCAAGAACAACAAAUGUGGAGAUCUCUGACGCUGCCUCCUUUCGCUAUACCUAUCUGUCUCCUGCUCGACUUACCUCAACCCUCCCCCACCUUAUGAUCUCUAUUUGGAUAUGACAACAGAUGAAUCUAGCAGUGUCACAGAUGGAGUCAAAGCCCAACCCAUUUAAGGCGAUUAAGUAUUAUGGAACAGAUUUUCUUCCUUCCUUCUUUCUUUCCUUUCUUUCUGGGGCUUUCAACAACCCUUCCUCAUAACCUCUGUCAUCAGACCGGCAGUCAGCAACGGCAUAGAUGUUGCAGGGAAACACAAAGCGGUUCAAUCCUGAUGAUUAAGGAUCAGCUGAUUAGGCCCUUGCUGUGUAAUCUUAAAUAAUGUAAAAAAAAAAAAAGAUGGAGAAGGGAUUUAAAAUCACUUGCUUAAAAACCGUAGAAGUGAUUUUCCUUUACAAUGGCGUCUGGUGAAGCUCUGGCUAAUCAGCUUUAUGCCACAGAAAAGCCACCAAAUAUAUGAGAGCCUUUUGUACUCCAGUGAUAAUAUAAGUGAGGCAACGCGCUGUCUUUUCUCAACACAAACCAGCUCCACCCUGCCUCUCCCUCCUUCAAUCCCUUGCUCUCCUUCUUCCCUCCCUUCUUCUGUUAUUGGUUUCCACAACAUCUUUUUUUCUACCACCGCCGCUGCUGUGGAGGAAACUCUUGUUUAGUUAAUUUGUCUGCGGGUAAUUUGACUGCAAUGUGUAUCAAAGACGAUUGAUCGAGUCGAAUCGAGACUAUUGACUCCUCCUGUGCCAAAACACAUUCAUUCAUCGCCCUGCUGCCGACUUCUGUCUCCUUUCAUCAGCUAGCAAACACUCUGACACUGACACACCAUGAGUGGUGGAGGGGAGGGAGGAGAAGGUGAGGCCACGGUUUGCUAUUUGACUGUGGUGUGAUGUUUUCUACCACAUUUGCCCUAUUAAUCUAUGCUGAAGCUCAGACAGGAUCAUCAAAUCUCUUGAGAAAGAACUGAAAUGUAAUCAACGCUACCUUUAAUGUUUUCACAUCAUAGUCAAGUCACAAAGGUUUACUUGCAAAAGUAUGUGUUUUUGGUGUUUUUAGUCUUGGUCAAAUACCUAAUGUACAUAGCAAGUUUAUUAUUAAAAGUAAAUCUUAAUGAAGUACU
Messenger RNA from Cynoglossus semilaevis (tongue sole), 2628 nucleotides. Its product is annotated as progesterone-induced-blocking factor 1-like. The transcript is spliced from 2 exons. Bases 46 to 933 code for a protein of 295 amino acids. The record is from RefSeq and is a predicted model, not a curated record. Lineage: Eukaryota; Metazoa; Chordata; Actinopteri; Pleuronectiformes; Cynoglossidae.